Messenger RNA from Morchella sextelata, 500 nucleotides. RefSeq lists its product as uncharacterized. Lineage: Eukaryota; Fungi; Ascomycota; Pezizomycetes; Pezizales; Morchellaceae. Gene Ontology annotation, molecular function: chromatin binding. The transcript has a single exon. Gene Ontology annotation, biological process: negative regulation of transcription by RNA polymerase II; chromatin organization. The annotation marks the transcript as partial. The record is from RefSeq and is a predicted model, not a curated record. Gene Ontology annotation, cellular component: pericentric heterochromatin.
AUGUUCCGGGCGCAAAGGAUACAAGAAGAAUCAGCCAAUAGGAAUCGAACUCCAGCUCCUCGAUAUUAUUUAGGAGACAAGGUUUUUCUAUCGACCCGUCAUAUUCUAACAAAGCGACCCUCUAAGAAAUUCGACUGGAAACGCAUUGGGCCUUAUAGCGUUAAACGAAUCGUUAAUCCCUAUGCUUACGAGUUGGAACUUCCCCGAUCGAUGAAAAUUCAUCCAGUAUUUCAUGUUUCGUUAUUGUCACCCGAAGCGAAUGAUCCUUUACCAGGACAACAACGAUUACCACCACCUCCGGUUGAAAUUGAAGGGGAGGAAGAAUGGGAAGUCGAAGAUAUUUUGGAUUCGAGGAAACGAAGAGGAAGAUUUGAAUAUUUGGUACGAUAUAUGGGAUAUGACGAAGCCUCCUGGCAAUCGCUAUCAGACCUUGAGCAUUCACCUGAAAUCAUUAGACGAUUCCAUGAGCGUUAUCCAGAGAAGCCUAAGCCUACCAGGAG